Messenger RNA from Exophiala viscosa, 521 nucleotides. RefSeq lists its product as uncharacterized. Gene Ontology annotation, molecular function: U6 snRNA binding. The record is from RefSeq and is a predicted model, not a curated record. The coding region runs from base 65 to 442 and encodes 125 amino acids. Gene Ontology annotation, biological process: P-body assembly; nuclear-transcribed mRNA catabolic process; mRNA splicing, via spliceosome. NCBI's taxonomy places the organism in Eukaryota, Fungi, Ascomycota, Eurotiomycetes, Chaetothyriales, Herpotrichiellaceae. The transcript has 3 exons. Gene Ontology annotation, cellular component: P-body; spliceosomal tri-snRNP complex; U6 snRNP.
AUGACUUUCAGACAACAUCAACCACCAACUGCCGCAUGACAGACUCAAAGAUCACGAUCUCAUCAUGCUCCCCUUAGGCCUCCUGACCGCCGCUCAAGGCCACCCGAUGCUUGUUGAGCUAAAGAACGGCGAGACACUCAACGGCCAUUUAGUGAAUUGCGAUACCUGGAUGAACCUGACUCUCAAAGAGGUUGUCCAGACAAGUCCAGAAGGCGACAGAUUCUGGCGGCUCCCUGAGGUUUAUGUCAGAGGAAACAACAUUAAAUACCUACGUGUACCUGAAGAAAUCAUCGAUCUCGCAAAAGAGCAACAACAAAAUCAACAAAGCGGGCACCAACGUGGUCGUGGUGGUCAAGGACAUCGUGGAGAUCAAGGUGGCAGAGGUGAUAGAGGACGUGGUCAAGGCAGAGGACGAGCUCGUGGUAGAGGAAGGGGACAAUGAAACCGCAUUUGCUCAUACAGCUCGACUACAGCAGUUACUUUUCAUAUCGACGCUCCAGGCUUCACGCCACCGCUAUGCU